AUGAAGCGAUAUCCGCAAACGGCAAGAUUCAUUCUAGGUCUUGAGACCUUGUUCCAUCGAUUCCGCUCCGAGAACUGGUCUCAAUAUGUCACAAUAUGUGGAGCUGUCAUCGGCUGGACACGAGGGACAGGUCUGAUGAGUGCGAACAACAUCGUCGCAGAUGCCGUGGAGUCUCAGGGUGCCUUGACAUUCAUACAGUCCGAGGUGGCUCUCAACAUUUUCGCACUCAUGACUCCAGACAUCUCAAGCUUUUGUGAGGAUACUCCGCUGUAUGCCGAUCUUCGCGGCGGGAUGCAGUACAUCGAUGACCUCAAGCAAUGCAUAGCGGCCGCUCGCAAUCGUAUCUCUGAGGAAGUCGCGAUUCGCAAGGCUAUCGCUGCUGAGCGGGAUAUUCAACGCUCAGUCCUUCGAGGUGUCGAAACGCCGAAAGAGAAGCUUCAACCAGCAAAGCGAGCUCGUUUCGAACUCGAUCUUCCCGCACUGUCUGACUACGAAACAACAACACAAGGAACACAGUAUCCUGAAGGGAUGGUAGACUUAUCCCGCGUCGUUGUCGUGGUGGGUUUCUCCGAGCUCGGUCCGUGGGGCAACUCACGCACUCGGUGGGAGAUGGAGUCUAACGGCGACUUCACCAUGCAAGGAUACAUCGAAAUGGCCUGGAUCAUGUCUCUCAUCGAACACAAAAAUGGCGACAACAAAGGCAAGCCAUAUGUGGGAUGGGUCGACGUAACCACGAAAGAACCCAUUCGCGAUGAUGAGAUUGAAGAAAGAUAUGGUGCCCAGAUAAAGUCGCACGCUGGCAUCCACUUCAUCGAAACCGAAAACUCUGGAGGUUAUGACCCUCACAAGAAGGAGUAUAUGCAUGAAGUUGCCGUGGAGCAAGAUUUGCCGCCUUUCGAAGCUUGCAAAGACACCGCUCAAGCUUUCCAAUUGCGCGACAGGGCCGAUCAAGUCACCAGUUGGAGCAUGUGCCACAGCCGCAAAGCCAAGAUGGCCAUCGUAGGUGGCAGUGAUGAUUUCCAGGAGGAAAUGUCAUACGAGUUCGCAAGGAUGAAGGCGACUUGCAGCACCUCGGCCGAGCUUGGACUAGGAAAACUACCGAGCGAGAUGUCUCGCUCUUGUUCAACCAGCCGUAGCGGCUUUGUUGAAUCGGCUGGCUGCGGAGUUCAGAUCAUCAUGACCGCCGAGAAAGCUUUGGAGAUGGGCCUACCCAUCUACGGCAUCGUGGUCAUGACUCAGAUGGUCAGCGACAAGAUAGGUCGUUCGGUGCCAGCUCCAGGGCAAGGCAUUCUGACUGCUGCUCGAGAAGACAUCAGGACCGCAGACUCGCCUUUGCUGGAUUCCAAAAACCGCAGGCAUAGGUUUGAUCGCGAGAUGCGUCAUUGGCACCAGCAGGCUGUCUCUACAAGGUCCCUAUCCGACACUCAGAGAAGUGCUAGGGUCAGAAUGCUGCAACGUAUGUGGGCCAACGACUUGCGUGAACAGGAACCCGGUAUCUCGCCGAUACGCUCAGCUCUAGCCACGUGGGAUCCUACGGUCGACGACAUCCAGGUAGCAUCAUUACACGGCACAUCCACCAAGGCCAACGACGUAAAUGAGACUGACGUGGUCAAGCAACAAGUGGAACACCUCGGGAGGUCGCCUGCUGCGCCUUUAUUAGUCGUCUGCCAAAAGAGCUCGACGGGGCAUCCGAAGGGUGCAGCAGGAGCUUGGCAAUUGAAUGGUUGCGUGCAAAUGCUCCGAACGGGCAUCGUACCGGGCAACAGGAAUGCCGAUAACAUCGAACAGAAACUUGAACAGCGCAAUCAUCUUAUAUUCCCUGGUCGGCCCCUGCAAACCCAAGGAAUCAAUGCAACAAUGCUCACGUCGUUUGAAUUUGGCCGGAAGGGCGGUAUCGUCAUCAUGGUCCAUUCGAAAUAUCUCUUCGCCGCCAUUUCAAAAGACACGUUUGACACGUACAAAAGUGUGGCAGAUCAACGUCGUAGAGGUGCUAACCAGGCGUACAUCCGGGCAAUGCUGGAGAGCAGAGUUGUCCGCGUCAAGGAAAAGUCUUCCUGGGCAGAGACGGAGGAGAAAAGAGUCUUCCUUGAUCCAUCGUAUCGCCACGGGGUAGCGAGUGUUGAUAGGAAGAGUCCAUAUACUGUCAGUAUUGCGCCAGACUCUGACACCAGGCACCCCGACAAGCAGAGUCCCACGAGUAUCGAUGAGCUCGAAAGCACGAUCAAGCUAAUGUCGAAAGCUGCUAUGCAGAGUGCAAACAACGCUACGAUCGGCAUCGAUGUUGAAGAUCUGUCCAGCAUCAACCUUGACAACCAGGUGUUCUUGGAGCGCAACUUCACAGUAGCCGAGCGAGCAUACUGCGAUAGAUCGGCCGAUCGCCGAGCUUCAUAUGCAGGAAAAUGGGCGGCUAAAGAGGCUGUGUUCAAAUGCUUGCAGGUGCCUUCGCGAGGAGCAGGCGCAAGCAUGAUCGAAAUCGAGAUCCUCAAUUGUGAUGACGGCCAUCCGGAAGUCAAGACACGGGGCAAAGCGACAGAAGCUAUGACUGCUCGUAGUGUUAGCCGGUUCGAGAUCAGCGUUGCGCAUACUGAAACAACAGCCGUCGCAAUAGCGACUGCAACCAAGUGUUGA
Messenger RNA from Aureobasidium namibiae CBS 147.97, 2628 nucleotides. RefSeq names its product thiolase-like protein. Lineage: Eukaryota; Fungi; Ascomycota; Dothideomycetes; Dothideales; Saccotheciaceae. Gene Ontology annotation, biological process: long-chain fatty acid biosynthetic process. Gene Ontology annotation, cellular component: fatty acid synthase complex. The transcript is spliced from 4 exons. Gene Ontology annotation, molecular function: acyltransferase activity; magnesium ion binding; holo-[acyl-carrier-protein] synthase activity. The record is from RefSeq and is a predicted model, not a curated record. Bases 1 to 2628 code for a protein of 875 amino acids.